UCCACACAGAUUCCACGGCCCUUGGCGUGACCGUUGAGCUCGCGCUCAUGACCUCAUGCAGCAGCAGCCAUGGGAUCCGAGUAUUUGGUCAAUGUCUCAGUGUUUGCCGUGGCAGGUCUCAAAGUGCCCGGCGAUGGGGCGGGCAUGCCCAACCCGUAUGUGGAGGUCGAUUGCUUGGGAGAGAAGAAGACAACCCAGGUCAUCAGUGGCGCUUCUGCAUGCACCUUCAACAACUUCUAUAGCUUCUCCCGGCACAUGAGCGAAGACGACUUCACUGGAGGGGACGCUGUCAUAGCCGUGUACCAUCAGAAGAACAGCUUUGGCUUCAAGGUGAAACUGGGUCAAGUGACCUUCAGCUUGGAGAAGGUGUAUCACCAAGAUGGGCACCUCGUUGCGAAGGACUGGUUUGUUAUUGUCCUACCAGACGAUCCAGGCAAAGGCUGCGGUUAUGUGGAGCUCUCUUUGGGCGCCUAUGCGCCAGGCGACAUCGUCCCACAAAGCCUGUCAGGAGGUGCAGACGUUGAUGAGGCAGCCGAGGUCCAGUCCAUCAAGACGCGGGUGGUGAAGCUUCCCACCAAAGAUGCUGCCAAGUCCCUCUUCCAACUCACGGUUUGCAUCUACCAGGCCGAGGAACUGGCGAUGAUCAAGGGUGUCCUGUCGACCAAUUGCAAUCCCUUCGUGCAAGUGGAUUUCAACGGGACAUCGCAGCGAACACAAACGCAGAGGAACAACAACCCCACCUGGAAUGAAGAGGUGCAAGUGCCCUUCUCAAUGCCUGCCUGGGACAAUAGUGUCAAUGUGACGGUGAUGCAUGACGGUGGCCUCACCGGCAGCAAGGUGGAACUCGGGGAUGUGACGCUUGACAUUGAUGAUUUGGCCAAUGAAGCGCUUGAGCCCACCUGGUACUACUUUUACAAGGCGCCCGAUGGCAAAAAGGAUGAGGAAAAGUCAGAAUUUGCGGGACGCUUGCUCCUCUCUGCGAGCAUGGAACGAACUGAGAAGCCUAUUCUCACCAUCAAUCCUGGAUCCAUGGCAAAUCCGCCCAAAGUGACGGCGGGCGUCGCCUGGAUCGAUCUCUACAUGGUUUGCUUUGACAGCACCGAACAACCUGAGUGGCUGCAUGUCCAGAUUGAGUUGCCUCGAAUCAUCGAUGCAGAGCUCAUCUCAACGCAACCAGAGCCUGAAGGGCAUGGCUUUGUUUGGAAAGGAAAGGAGAACAUCCGCAUGGACCACAUGGUGCCCACCUUCUCCUUACCGGCUCCUGAGAACUGUGGUGAGUUCAUCAUCAGCGUCUUCGCCAAAUUCAAGAAGACAGGGUUGCUGGGCGGGAAGAAGCCCGAGCGGCACAUGUAUGCAAGGGUGCCUGCAAGUGAAGUCUACAAAUGGGAUCAGACGCCGAAAUGGAGAGACAUGCGGAUGGUGGUGCACGGCGGUGAUGAUGUAGGCAGCGCUGGAUUUUUGCUGAUGACACUUUGCCUGGGACCGGAUUCUCCGAAACCACCAGCGAGGGCAAAGCCUUUGAAGAUCAAGUGGAAGGACUACUGUUUCCGCGCCAAGAUUUACCAAGCUGUCAACCUUCCAGCCAAGGAUGAAGAGGGCAGCUCAGAUCCACUGGUCGCCAUCAACUUCGGCCCGGCCAUCCUUCGGACGCAGAUCAUCACCCAAUGCAUCAAUCCGAGUUGGAAUCAAAUCUUGGAGGAAACCGUGAGAUUACCUGAUGACGUGACCUUGCGGCCCGACAUCCUCAUCACCCUAUUGGACAGCGAUGAGGGAUCCUUCGAGCCGAUGGUGCAGAUGAGGUACAAAGCCUCAGAACCUGACGCCCUACCUGAGGAGUGGAAGAAAUCCCCCAGGUGGUUUCAGUUGGAACCAGUGCCCGGCGGCGUGCCGACUCAAGGAAAGAUGCCACUUGGUUCAGUAUUCCAUUACCAUGGUGUGGCACCCUUCAUAAGGCUGUAUUGAAGUACGGAAGUACAUUGACAUUGUGAAUCAAGAUUUGCG
Messenger RNA from Durusdinium trenchii, 2001 nucleotides. Lineage: Eukaryota; Dinophyceae; Suessiales; Symbiodiniaceae. The record is from the annotation of a GenBank genome assembly.